Molecule: messenger RNA, 3482 nt
Organism: Diaporthe batatas
Lineage: Eukaryota; Fungi; Ascomycota; Sordariomycetes; Diaporthales; Diaporthaceae
Exons: 2
Coding region: 1908-3341 (477 amino acids)
Cellular component (GO): cytosol
Molecular function (GO): transaminase activity; pyridoxal phosphate binding
Source: RefSeq, a predicted model, not a curated record
CCCAAGCCUCCCUUUCUCCCAACAGCUUUCCUCUUGUCGAUCAUUGACUUUUCACACACAUGUACACACAGACAUGAACUUCUAGCCUAUACUCCUGCACGCCCUAUCUCUUUGGUCCGUCGUCAUUGUCCUCUCACGCCAUCUGCCCGGAUGUGUCCAUCAUGUGAGACCAACCAACAGCAGGACUGAGUGCUUCUCUCACCUUGCAAGCCUUGGUAAUCCGUCUAGCAAACCUGGCCGGUCUCAAGAGCAGGAUAGGGGCAUCCUCGUGCAGCUAGCUACUGUGGCCUGGGCCUUGAAUCAACCGGGACAAAAGACAAAAGGCCCCCCUCGCAUUCCCCGCGCGACAUGGCUCCUAUCCCACUUCGGCAUGCACGUCCACCUCAACCGCCGUCUCCCGGCCCGGCUCCAGCGCGGGAUAGGCCCUCCUCUCGGUUAUGCACGACAGAAUAGCAGCCCACUCUAGGGCAAGGGUGGGACAGCCAUGCCAUGUCAAGGCCCGACCAGUGGCUGCUCCGUACACACUCCGUACAGAUGCCCAGGUGCUGAUACUACGUGGCGCCACACGCCAAACUACCCGUUGCGACUGCAGAAUCUCCCUGCCAGAUGCGCCGAUGCAGGUGCUUGUCGUCGCCGGCGCCUGUCUUCUGCCCCAUGCUCGGUCCUUAUUCGUCUGGCCCCGUGGCUCCCCUCGCAUGUGCGCAUGCACAUAUAUGCAGUCCUUGGUACAGCUGAAUCUGCUUCUGGCUACCUGGCUUGAGUCUCUGCCAUCCUCCUGGUUCCCCCCUGCUUUUAUUGUGGGCACCUCAUCGCAGCUGCCACCUUGACUGGUCUCCACUUGCAGCGUGUUCUCUGCGAGGUCUGCCACUCCCCGUUGGCAAGUGUUGAUGGGGGACAUGGCACAACUUGAGGAGUCCCGGCGCCUUGGUUCCCAUACGGUCUUGUACGACAACCCGAGCUCGGUCACCUGAUGCUAGAGCUAUAUGGCCAGUGCCAUUGUGAAUCAGACACAGAUAUCAGAGAGCACCAAGGCAUAUGCUUCCUGCAGGGCUGUUAUGAGCACAACAACAUGGUUAGCCUGGCUGUGGGGGCGGCGUUGCAAUCUACACCACCCAGUGGUCCACCACACCAUCAGUCUGCCACUUGGCUGCUGAGUCGUGGAGGGGUUACAUUCACUCAACCUUGCCUGGCCGGGGGCGCCAGAUGCUGCGGCCCGACAGGCAACUGUGCGGGCCCCCGAACUGUUGCGAGCAGGCUGGCAGGAUGCCCACAACCAAGUGUUUCGUGGAUCGUUGGGCGUGGGCUGCCGUUGGCGCGGGUAUGGUGAUUCUGUGUGCGGGCAGUCGCCUUGGUGUCCUACAAGCACUACAUAUUACCCUUAUAUCGCAUCACAAUCUAUGGUCCAGCUCCACGCACCCAGCCGCCCACUCUCCUGACUGGCCUUGCGUGGUCACCUACUCAUCUACAUCCUCGCUAAAGAUCCUUGCUCGAUUUUCGUGAAUGAGAUGUGUCGUUCUGCCCUGCCCGACCACACAUCUCUAUACAAUUUGAGUUGCACUCAUUGACCGGAAUUUGCCGCAAGAAGGCGCAUUGCAGACGUCGCAUGGACUGCCGAUAGUCACGUAUAUCUAUAUGCACAGCUGCUCAGGGUGGUGGUGCCUGUGGUAAUGAUAUAUGGUUCUCUCGAUCGAAAGCUAGUCUUGUCUCUGGUCCCAAGUCUCAAUACCCCUCCUUCACUGAUCUACUGGUUCUAUCGCCUCCCACUCAUGUUUUUCACCUGACUCUGACCAUUCGCACAGCACUCACUUGGUCACCGCAAGCCUCCAGCACAAGUCUCUUGUAAAUACGACCGCAAAUAGUCGGGUCAAUCGUCGCAAACAAACACCACUGUUAACAGACCUGACGAUAUGCUUCGAAGCACCAGUAUCCAACCGUGCUCUCACAACGCCACUGCAGAGAGCUCGAUAGGCAACGGGACAACCUCGACCCCCCCAAAAAGCCCAACGUCCAGCACUGGCUUACCCGUCGUAGUGAGAAGCCAGGGCCAUUAUCUCCAGCUUCGUGAUGGACGCCGGAUUCUUGACGCAUGCGGUGGAGCAGGCGUUACGUGUAUAGGGCAUGGGAAUCUGGAAGUUCUCUCAGCAAUGACCGCAGAAGCCAGCAAUCUUACUUACGUUCCAUGGGCUUUCUUCGACAACCAGAGCACCGUCGACCUUCAAGACUGGCUAAUCAAAAGCACCGGGCGCCAGAUGAGGAAGGUCUGGCUCCAAUCUUCUGGCUCCGAGGCCGUAGAGGCAGCCUUGAAACUAGCACACGAGUACUUCGUUUGGAAAGGUGAGCCAGGGCGGGUCUCAUUCAUCGCACGCGAGGAGUCAUACCAUGGAAUCACGAUCGGCUCCCUGUCUGCCUCAGGCCACCGGGCAAGACGGGCCAACUUCGAAGGCAUUCUCCUCCCAAAUAUCCACCGCAUCCCGGCCUGCAAUGCCUACCGGCAACAGCGUGAUGGUGAGUCCGACGCGGCCUUCGUCACCCGGAAGGCCGCCGAGCUAGCGGAGGUCUUCCACGCCGCUCCCCCCAACAGCAUCGCGGCCUUCAUCGCCGAGCCGGUCGUGGGCGCGGCCCUCGGCUGUAUGACGGCGCCGCCGGGGUACUUCAAAGCCAUGAAGGCUGUGUGCGAGCAGCACGGAGCACUCUUCAUCCUCGAUGAGGUCAUGUGCGGUAUGGGCAGAACGGGUACCCGACACGCGUGGGAGCAAGAGGGCGUCGUGCCAGACAUACAGUGCGUUGGGAAGGGCCUGGCUGGGGGGUACCAGGCCUGCUCGGCAGUACUGGCGGGCGAACGUGUCGUCGGCGCCAUGGCCGCCGCCGGCGCUGCCUUUACCCACGGGCAUACAUUUGGGAACCACGCUGUCGUGUCUGCAGCCGCGCUCGCGGUACAGGGCAUCGUCGAGCGGGAGGGCCUCGUGGCCAACGCCCGCGAGCAAGGCUGCUAUCUCGGGGCGGCGCUGAGACGUCGGCUUGGCAACCACCCGCACGUGGGUGAUGUGCGCGGCAGGGGCCUCUUCUGGGGCGUCGAGUUUGUGCGGGACAGAGAAAGCAGGGAGCCUUUUGAGCCCGGACUGAUGGUCGCAAGGCUGGUACACGAGAAGGCUAUGGCGGGAGUAAAUGGUAGUGGGCAUAUGAUGGUGUAUUAUGGUCAGGGCUGUGCUGGCAACAAGAGGGGCGACCAUGUCAUGGUCAUGCCGGCCUAUAACGUUGACGCGAAAAUGAUUGAUACCAUGGUCGGCUGGCUUGGAGAUGCUGUGGACGAGGCUUUCGAGGAGAUUGCAGAGAUGGUGUGAUUUGGGGUGAGGUAAAAAGUCGGGGGCGUGUCACAUAUCCUGUUCGUGUGUUGCUGAUAUUCUUGGGAUUUAAGUGCCCACUUUCAACCGGACUAUGAUAUUUCUGGCUUGCAACUUGGCAGGGCUUUACACUACUGCUGG